AUGUAUGCACCUUAUUCAGCAGUUUACUUCAGAGAAACCCUAUUGGCUUAUGAAGUGUUUUUGUAUGGGGCUCACAUUGGGAGAAUCGAUGCCUUUGUCCAAAGUCUUGAUAAAAACCCGGUCCCGGUCAGCGUUGCCAUUAUCGCAGGCUUCGAUGUGAGCUUCAUUACAGAGAUCAGUAAGAUGUAUCCAGGUCGAGCUUCUGCGUCCCCGUCUCUAGACGUCCUCAUUACGCUGCUCACACUGGGAGCCAAUGGCUACAAGAAACUCUUGUCUGAGAGGAAGGAGCUGUAUGGCCACCUGGCGCAGGAGAUGAGCGCUGUAGCCGAGAGACACGGGGAGAGACUGCUGCAUACGCCACACAAGCCAAUAACACUGGGUGAAGAGUCAUGUGUCAUGGUCGUCCCGCUGGGUGUGGAGCAGACCGUGAGCAAACACACGUUUCGUGGCUUCAUGUCGCAUGCAGAUGCCUAUCCAUGUCCGUACUUUAACGCAGCCUCUGCUAUUAGAAUAACAGAGAUGAUAUAACUCUGUGCAUCAAGAGACUCGAUAAAUGCCUCAAGAGCGUUAACAAGGAAACUCCUGCAGAGAAGAGUGAGUCAGGAUCGCCAGUUGAAGAUGACCAAACCUUGCCCUGAUGCUCUGGGGGAAAGAGUUACAUAGGAAUAUUCUUUUCAUAAUUUGAUCUUGUUGCAAUAACCUCGUGUUUGAAUGUUGAUUUAUCAGCAUAUGGCCACAAAUGCAUUCGUUUGUUUCCCCGAUGCUCAAUAAAUGCUUUUUGACCCAUGUUUGAAAGUAUAACGGACAAUACAUACAUUAUUUUGUCAUUUCAAUUCAUCUGGUUCUGCUGCGUUUUACACAGUCGUAGUUGAAUAGACAAUGCAGAGGGAAUUCUCUGUUUUAAACAAUAUCAAAGGAAAAUGAAAGAGUUUUUUUAUUAUUAUUUCUGAAUCAAAACAAAUAAAAUAUUUGUAUUCACUCAGAAUGCAAAUAAGGUACCAAAUGUCUCUUUAUGUACCAAACCCUGCAACGAUACCUGCGAUUUAAUUUAUACAGAUUUUAAUAAACACACUCUCAUCUCAGGCACCUGGAGACAAUCUAGUUCUAGUAAUGAUUGCCCUUAAGAUUAAUAUAAAAAUAUUAAGCACCAAAUUAAUGUAGAUAAACUUCAGUAAAACCUCAUAAGGCUCCCAUUAGAUUCUUAAACUUUAUUUAUUAUUAUUUUAUUUUUUAGAAUGUGUUUCACUUUAAACCAUA
Molecule: messenger RNA, 1257 nt
Organism: Carassius gibelio (silver crucian carp)
Lineage: Eukaryota; Metazoa; Chordata; Actinopteri; Cypriniformes; Cyprinidae
Product: O-phosphoseryl-tRNA(Sec) selenium transferase-like
Exons: 5
Coding region: 1-528 (175 amino acids)
Biological process (GO): conversion of seryl-tRNAsec to selenocys-tRNAsec; selenocysteine incorporation
Molecular function (GO): O-phosphoseryl-tRNA(Sec) selenium transferase activity; tRNA binding
Source: RefSeq, a predicted model, not a curated record